This is a messenger RNA of Beta vulgaris subsp. vulgaris (sugar beet), 4901 nucleotides long. RefSeq names its product tRNA(adenine(34)) deaminase, chloroplastic. Gene Ontology annotation, cellular component: chloroplast. The record is from RefSeq and is a predicted model, not a curated record. The transcript has 4 exons. Lineage: Eukaryota; Viridiplantae; Streptophyta; Magnoliopsida; Caryophyllales; Amaranthaceae. Gene Ontology annotation, biological process: tRNA wobble adenosine to inosine editing. Gene Ontology annotation, molecular function: tRNA-specific adenosine deaminase activity. The coding region runs from base 233 to 4747 and encodes 1504 amino acids.
ACAACAUAAAAUAACUAAAAAUAAUGCUCGUCUCUAAUCUUCGGCAACUUGAUCUCUGCAACUGCAACACCCACAUAAAUCCCAUCUGACUCAUCCUCAGACCUCAGUUGCUUCAUCUUCACAGUCUCUAGUUAAACAUCAUCUCCUCUCAAAGGUACAAUUUUUGAUGUUAUUUUAUCUCUCUUCUUUCUCUCUUUUUUUUUUUGUCUGUGUAUGAAAUUCAGCUACAAAAAUGAUGCACACAACAUACAGUAGCUCAAUUAUAUCAUUAAGAACAUAUUCUACUUUCAAUAAUUACUGUUAUUACUCAAAUGAAAGAUACCCAUCUACCUGUUGUUCUUGUUGCUGUUCAAUUCCCAUCAAUUCUUGUAAAUUAUUAGUACCCACAAACCCUAGCUUUUUGUAUGGGUUAAGGCAGUCCACUUUGAUUCAAUGCCCUCCUUCUAGGAGAUUCAUCUUAGGCCCAAGUGAUCUGUAUAGAUGCCGGCCAUCGGUUUACGAUGUGGGUGGGUGUUGCUGUUCACAAUCUCAGGGGAGAAGUGUUGAUAGGAUUUGUAAAGAGAAGUGUUGUGUUAAGGAGAAGAGUCUGAGUGAUUAUGUUAAUAAAUCUAAGGGUAGGGUAGCUAGGCCAAGGCGGGAUUUGAGAAGUAAUGCACUUGGAGAUGCUGAAGCUAUGCUUAGUUUGUUAACUGAGGAUGCUGUGAAGGAAUGUAUGGUUGUCAGGGAGAAGAAAAGGAGGUCUCCUUUGGAAGGGAAAAUUGUGAGCACGCAAGGUGUUGUAAUUGAGAAAAUAAGGGGUAGGAAGCCGAAUAUGGUGGAUGCUGGGUGUAGGGAGAGUGAAUUGAAGAACCAUCCACUAAAGACUGGUCGGGUUCAGUCUUGUGAAGAGGGUAAUAGGGGAAAAGAAGAAAGACUGAAUCUUUCUAAAGAUGAGGAUGGAGGGUUGAGGAGAAGAGAAUCUACUUCAUCAUAUUACUCUCUUUCAGAUUCUGGGGACUUUGGGAGUGAUAUUGAAGUUGAAGUAACGCGGGAGCCGUUUGUUAAAGAGUCUUCAACUAGUCAGAAGAAGGACUGGGAGAAAAGUGGGGGUUUUGUUAGUAAUGAAGCAAUGAAACAAGACUGGGAGGGGUAUAGAGAUGUUAAAGGUAAAGGAUUGCAAACUAGUGCACAUGAUGUUUCCAGAGUUGCUAGCUCUAUUCAGCAGGAUUGGAGAAAGAAGUCAGAGAAGAAGCUUGCUGAAGAGUCUGAAGAAAGUAAAUAUAGGAAUGAUUCUGUUGUCAGGCAGGCUCGGCCAUCUCAGGCUAAAGAAAGCAGUUCGAUUAAUGCUUCUAGUUCGAAUAAGCAAUUUAGUUACCAUGACGAGAAGGCGACUUCAGAUAUAAAAUCCCUUGGACAGUCAAGUGUUCACAUGCAAAAGGACAACAGAGCUAGUAGAUACUUGAAUUCCAGCAGUCAGCAUGAACAUUCAACACAAAUAGGUAGAGGAAAUUUUGAAGCAGCUUCUGGUACAUGGAGAAGAUCUAGCCAGGUAGAGGAUUUGAAGAUAGUUGGUAAGUCAGUUCAGGAGUCAGGAUGUGACCACUGCAAAACAUGUGGUAGAAGCAUGGAAGAAAGCAAGACACAAUCAGACUUCCGACAGCAAACUGAGAAGUCAGAGAUGAAUGCUGAUGCUAUAUUGACUAUAGGUGCAGAAAGUUUGUCUGAAAGUCGACAUUGGAAGCACAAGAACAGUAUAAGCUCCCUUCAGAGUUCGGUUGGAAAGGAGAGCGAGCAGCUUGACCAAAUUCACCAGGUGAUUGGACAGACCAGUGCAAAAAGUGAAUCCCAACAUUACCAGGAAACAGUAUCUACUGAUGAAAAUCGUAUUCAAAGCACUUUAAGGGCAAGACAGCAAUCAAAUGCACGGAUGCACAAUUUGGCGGAGAACUCAAGAACUUCUGCAGAGCAUCGGUCUGAAAAUAUACGUAAAAAGGAGGAAAAGAGUUCGAGUUCAGUUCAAAUUUCAGCCACGGAGGAGAAAAAGCAGCAUGAUCAAAUUUACCAGGAAACUGGUCAAGUCGAUGCAAGGAGAACAUCCCAACAUAACAGUGAAUUUAUGGAUACUGAUGCUAGUUAUCUUCAAAGCACUUUGAGGGCAACACAAGGAUCAAAUGCACGGAUGCACAAUUUGGUGGAAAUGUCAAGAACUUCGGCAGAGAGUCAGUCUGAAAGUAGUCGUAAAACGCAGCAGAAGAGUUCGAGAUUAUUUCAAACUUCAGCCAAGGAGGAUAAAAAGCGGCAUGAUCAAAUAUACCUGGGAACUGGUCAAGUCGAUGCAAGAAGAAAAACCCAACAUUACAAUGAAGUUAUGGAUACUGAUGCCAGUUAUCUUCGAAGUACUUCAAGUUCACAGCAGCAAUCAGAAACUCGAAUGAAGCAUUUGGAGGAGAAGACAAAGUCAACUAUUGCAGCUGAGAAAGUAAAAAGAUUGCAUGAGAAAUCUAGUGGCAAAGUGACUAAAGAUAUUGAAACCAGUAAAGUGUCUCACACUGAGAUAGGUGAUUCACGAGUUCAAUCUUCCAAUUUGGAGAUCAAUAGUCAGUCUGCUUCUGAUAAGAGGGUGUAUAAUGAGCAAAAUUAUUCAAAAGAAAAACUGAAAUCAGUAGAGGAAGUAGUAGAGAAACGCAAGUGGAUUGAUGAAACAGUUGUUCAAUCUACGCUUCGAGCUGAGGUACAGGGGCCUUCCACUAGACAUUUUUCUGAAGAAGCCAUCAUAAGCCAACCAUCGGCACGAUUAAAUCCUCAUACUGGAGUUCAACAAGUUAGUGGGGAAGAAAUUGAAAGUGGACAGCUUUUAAUGUCAUCUCCACCAUACCAUCAUGAAAACAGAAGGUCUCAGUUUCUUGAGGCAUCGAACAGUCCGAUGAGAAAUGCCAUGGGAGGGACAAUGGAAGCUGGCUCUGGUAAGAAAGACGAACACCCCCAAGCAAUAACACUGUCAUCCUAUGGGAGCAAGUCCAGUAAAGAGAAUUCUCCUGAGGAUACUUUAGUUUCAGCUGCACGCAUGCAGGAAACAUCAAGUCUGAUCGUUGGGGAGUUUGUUGAGAAGAUGAGCCAUGAAGCAUCAACUUCUGAAACUAGCUCUAAGACAUUAUCAAAACUAGAUUCAAAGCAUCAAGCUAAAAAAUCUACACUGAAAGAAUCAACUCAACUGGAUACCGACAAGCUAGGUUUACAGAAUCAAGGUUCAGAGACUUCGUCUGGGGUUCCUAGUCUUGAUUCUGACAAGGAAAAAUCACAGUAUAUAGAUUCGAAGCUUUCAUCGGCGGAUUAUGGAACCAAGGAAUCCUCAGAUCAGAUGUGGGAUGUGAAAGAUCACUUUGUUCAGGAAGCACCAGAGACGACAUCAUUGGAGGGUGCAACUUCCGAAAGUGUCGUUGCUGCAAGGACAGGAAAAUUUUUAUGGAACAUUGUUGCUGGUAUACGUCGACUUCGAUGGGGUUCACAUUCUGAAAAAAACCACAAGUCCCCUGUUAAAAGAGACAGCUCACCAACUCGAUCUCCUAGUGGUGAAACAUGGUUUUCUGGAGAUGAGGCAGACGAAUCAAAUAUUGAUGGUUUGAAAGCACAGCAGACCAGUUUGCUGCAAGAGACUACUUCUGAUCAGUCUCUGCUGGGGACCACUGGAAGUCGAAAGGAGGAUGUUGUAUUAAUGACCUUGGAUGACAAAUUGAGCGGUGUUGACAUGGGUGCUUCAUCCUCUUCUAGUGUCUUGAAGAGCAGUUCGCUACCAGGACGUGUAUCUGUUGGUGAAAAUACCAACUUGAAGCUUCCCCAACAUAUGUCACUACCCAGCCCUUCAUUAGAUUUAUCGAUACCUCCUGCUAGACAGUUGAGAAGACCACUUGCUUCUAUAAAAAUUGAUGGAGCAGAAAGAAAUGAGGAACCCAUCAGCUCUUCAGAAGAAAAGAGGGAUGAUUCUGUUGAUGAGAGGCAGAGUGAUGUUUCUUCUCCUGAGGGAACUGAUGUUGAGCUGAAGAAAAGGAAGCUUCAACGAAGCAAGGUAGUUUUGCAAAGGUAUGAUGACUGGGAAGAUGCUUAUAGACACGAACGCGAACAGCGAAAAGUUGAUGAAAUCUUCAUGAGGGAAGCACUUGCAGAAGCGAUGAGGGCUGCUGAUUCCUGGGAAGUGCCUGUUGGUGCAGUACUGGUGCAAAAUGGGAAAAUCAUUGCUCGUGGGUACAAUCUAGUGGAAGAAUUGAGGGAUUCUACUGCCCAUGCUGAAAUGCUUUGUAUAAGGCAAGCUUCAAACAUCCUUCGUACAUGGAGGCUAUCGGAAACCACUCUUUAUGUAACACUAGAACCAUGUCCCAUGUGCGCUGGAGCCAUUCUUCAAGCCAGAAUCAGUAACCUUGUUUGGGGUGCUCCUAAUAAGCUUCUUGGAGCCGAUGGCAGCUGGAUAAGGCUUUUCCCGGAAGGUGUUGCAGAAGAGGAGCGCGCUGAAGCAUCAGAUAAGCCAGCUGCUCCUGUACACCCCUUCCACCCCAAGAUGAAUAUACGAAGAGGGAUACUACAAGAAGAAUGCGCAGACAUUAUGCAGCAAUUUUUCCAACUAAAGAGGAGGAAGGCCAAGGAGAAGGAAAAGGACAAGGAAACGUCAUCAGAUGAAGCAGCUCAACCUUCUUGCUUUCCCAAACCACACCAUCGAUCAAAGCUAUUGCAUAAGAUGCAUAACGUCUUCAAUCCUUCAAAACAGUCAGCUGAUUGAUUUUCAGUGGACAUGUAAGGUUAUUUUCUUAAAAUGUGCAUGUAGAUCAAUUGUUUGAUACGCUUGCCUUGAAAUUUUGGGGUUGAGCAAUAUGUGAAUAUUCGAUUGUUUAAGAUCCAUUUGUGCAGUCAAAUUCUGGGCAAUUAUGCUUGUA